This is a messenger RNA of Maniola jurtina (meadow brown), 5022 nucleotides long. RefSeq names its product gamma-aminobutyric acid type B receptor subunit 2 (gene GABA-B-R3). The transcript is spliced from 17 exons. Gene Ontology annotation, biological process: G protein-coupled receptor signaling pathway; gamma-aminobutyric acid signaling pathway. The record is from RefSeq and is a predicted model, not a curated record. Gene Ontology annotation, cellular component: G protein-coupled receptor heterodimeric complex; membrane. Gene Ontology annotation, molecular function: G protein-coupled GABA receptor activity. The coding region runs from base 416 to 4960 and encodes 1514 amino acids. Lineage: Eukaryota; Metazoa; Arthropoda; Insecta; Lepidoptera; Nymphalidae.
CGUAGCAUCCGUAGCUACCGUAGCGUCCCCGUGCUACGCUUCCUGCUACAACGCUACGCGGUAAACUACGAACUUUCAUUUUACCGAUAUAAAAUUGAUUUACCUACUUGCAAAAAUAUUGCUAUUUAGCUAAUUUUCUUAAAAACCUAUUUUUUUAAGUUAUAGCACUUUAGUGUACUACGAACUUUAAUUCCGAAAAUAAUACUGUGGUAUAAACAUUUAGUUAGUCCCAAUAUUUUCAACUUUAGAUAACUUAGAAAAUAAUACAGUUUGAUUAUUUUAGAGAGCUGUGGAUAUUUCUUGUGCAUUAGACAAUGUGCUUUUACGUACUUAGUGUAAGAAUAAAAUUCAAAAUGUAAGUGCUGAUGAUGUUGUAUGAAGAAUAUGUGUAGUCGGCACUGACCGCCGACCUGGCAUGAGGCGUCCACGUCACGACACCUCGCACUGCUCACCCCCUCGAGAGUCCGCCUUGAAUAUAUCCCGCAUCAUCCUAACCCUACCCAUUUUCCUUUCCAUCUUUCCUAUCAGCCAUACGCAAAUGGCAAACUUCAAUAUUUCACUACUAAAAGAUAUACCAACUGACACAGCACGAAAAGAACACAAAUUUUCAACAAAUGUUUCUAAAAUAACUUCUACUGAAGAUCCAGAUCUAAUACAUUCUACUGAAGAGCUAGAACCAAAAUCACAUUUAGUUUCCAAUCACAAUUUAAAUUUUAAUAUGUACCUGGCACUCUUAAACAGGUUUAGAAGAAAAGAAACAGAUUUUGAUAAGAAAAAUAAUUUAGAAAGUACGACGCCUAAGCAUCUUUAUAAUUCUACUUUUGAUAAUAAUUUAAAUUCUGAAUCUGUACAUAGCAAAUCUAUUUUAGUAAAUGAUACUGAAAAUAUUACGGUAAGUAGAGUAGUCGAACAGAAUGAUAAAGAAAGUAAUAAAAUACAAAAUGGUCAUCUCAUUAUCACAAAAAAUAAUGUUUCCAUAUUAGGAAAACAAAAUACGAAGUCGAAUAAAACGAAAGAAGUAAUAAUGGGAAAAUUAAAAAUUGAUAAUGAAACUAGAAUAAAACUAUUUUUCAAUUUUCCUAAGAACGAGAAUACUACAGAAAGUAGCACAACAACUUAUAACUUUAUCAAUACAACUGAACACAAUGUAUCAAAAUUAAGAAAAGAAAAUAUAAACUCAGACGGAAUUAAAGAAAAAACAAUGGAUAAGUUAAAAAUUGAUGACGAAACGAGAUCGAAACUAUAUUUUGACUAUUCUAAAAAUAAUAAUACAUUAAAAACCACAGUAACAUUCUUAACUCAUAUUGAUGAUACAGAUAAUAAUAUAUCAAAAUUAGAAAAACCAAUUACAAAGUCAGAUAAACAGACAAACACACAAAAUGCAAAGUCUGGCAAGGAAGAAACAAUGGGAAAAUUGAAAAUUGAUGACGAAACAAGAUCAAAACUCUUUUUUGACUACUCGUCUACUUUAAAUAGGAGUAAUUCAAUACAAGAGGACAAUAAUCCACUCAUUAUUAACGCAGAAAAAGCAAUAUCCGGUGGAAACACAUUUGGGGUUGCAAAUAAAAGUAUGACAAAAGAAAGCGAAAUCGUUACUCGAAAAUUCUCGAAUGACUCGUUAGGCCCUCCGGCAAACCUUACCCAUCCUUCAAUUAAGGCCAUUUUAAAAUCAACAAAACCCAGUUUGGUGGACGGUUUCCGAAUAAACACGACAAGUCGAAUAGUAUCAAUACUCGGACUGUUCGAGCUAUCCAUCGGGGAUUUCCCGAGAGCGGAUGGAAUGUCCGAGUUGGCAGCUGCCCGGUUAGCAGUGCAUCACGUCAACCAGCAGACCUUGCUGCCAGGAUAUAAGCUGCAUCUCAUCACGAAUGACACUAAGUGUGAUCCAGGAGUGGGGGUAGACCGGUUCUUCCACGCGCUGUACACGGAGAGGGAGUCGCGACUAGUCAUGCUCCUCGGCACCGCCUGCUCCGAGGUCACUGAGAGCAUCGCCAAGAUUGUGCCUUACUGGAACAUUGUGCAGGUAUCCUUCGGGUCUACUUCACCAGCGCUCAGCGAUCGCUCCGAAUUCCCGCUCUUCUGCAGAACUGUUGCACCCGACUCUUCACACAACCCAGCCCGGAUAGCGUUUAUAAGACAGUUCGGCUGGGACACAGUGACAGCAUUCUCGCAGAACGAGGAGGUGUACUCCCUGGCAGUCAACGAGCUGGUCACCCAGCUGGAAGCCGCCAACAUCACCUGCGCGGCGUCCAUCACAUUCGCUGAGACCGACUUCAAGGAACAACUGCAGCAGCUAAAAAAACUGGACACUAGGAUAAUAAUCGGCAGUUUCUCGCCGGAGAUGUUACCGAAAAUAUUCUGUGAGGCCUACCAGCUAGGAAUGUUCGGAGCGGAGUACGCGUGGCUGGUGGCGGGCGCUCCGCCGCGCAUCCGGGGCGUAGCGCCCUGCGCGCGCACACAGCUGGCUAGGGCUCUGGAAGGCCUGGUGUCCGUCACUGCACACCGGGGGAUCGUUGGUGACGUGGUGUCUUAUUCUGGAUUGACGAACGAAAUGUUCUACCGGGAGAUGCAAGGAGUAGGAGUGCCAAUCUCACCCUUCGCUCCUCACACUUACGACGCAGUGUGGGCCAUAGCUCUGGCGUUGAGCAAAGCGGAACUGCUCUGGCGGAGCUUGGAGACGGAGAACAGCACCAGGCUGGGGUUGGGCCACUUCGACUACAACAGGAAGGACAUGGCCGACGAGUUCCUGAACCAACUCGGGAACUUGAGCUUUCUUGGUGUUUCGGGGCCGGUGUCUUUCAAUGGAGCAGAUAGGAUAGGCAUGUCUGCAUUCUACCAAAUACAAGGUGGCCGUCCCAAAGCAGUGGGCCUAUAUACGCACGGUCGAGAGAUGACCUGCGCGGAAUGCGCUCGCCCGCAGUGGGCGGGGGGCAUCCCUGCUGCUAGACGAGUGCUGGUGUUGCGAGUAGACUCGGUGUGGGCGCCCGCGAGGCUGGCUGUGGCGGCGCUGUCAGCCGCCGGUGUGGCCCUGGCUUUAGCUUUCCUGGCAUUCAACUUGCAUUAUAGUAAGAGAAGGUUUAUAAAGCUAUCCUCGCCCCGUCUCAACAACAUGACCCUCAUCGGUUGUGUGCUGGUGUACACCGCCGUCGCGUUAUUGGGCGUCGACAACGCCAUCCUGCCGUCCUACAUACCAUUUUCUGCUAUGUGCACGGGCAGAGUGUACAUAUUGUCCGCCGGCUUCUCCCUCGCCUUCGGAUCAAUGUUCGCUAAGACGUACAGAGUACAUCGGAUAUUCAUAAGCAAUCGCAGCGGUGUGUGCAAAACGAAGCUUCUCCAAGACACCCCCCUCAUAUCGUUAGUAUGUGCAUUGCUGGUCAUCGAUGGCCUGAUUGUUACGCUAUGGGCGAUGCUGGACCCGAUGGAAAGGCAUCUGAAGAAUUUGACCAUUGAGAUCAGCUCGACUGACCGUAGCGUUGUUUAUCAGCCUCAGAUAGAAGUUUGCAAAUCCCAGAAUACAACCGGAUGGCUGUGCGCACUUUACGCUUACAAGGGCCUUUUACUGAUUGUGGGGGUUUAUAUGGCCUGGGAGACGAGAAACGUCGAAAUAUCAGCUCUCAACGACUCCAAAUACAUCGGAAUCAGCGUAUAUUCCGUGGUCAUCACGAGUGCCAGUGUGGUGGUGAUUGGGACCAUUAUAUCUGAACGGGCCACGUUGGCGUACAUUACCAUUACGAGCUUGAUUCUCAUUGCUACUACCUCCACCCUGUGUUUGCUGUUUCUGCCAAAAAUCAUCGCUAUUAAGAGUAAAGCGCAAGAUGACCCCGUUAUACAAAGCAUGGGCCUAAGACUAGAAUGUAAGACGCGAAGAUUCGUGACAGACGAAACUCAGGAACUGCACUUCAGGAUAGAAAUACAGAACAAGGUGUACAGGAGAGAAGUGGCAGCUUUGGACCGGGAGAUCGGGAGGCUGGAGAAACUGUUAGCGGAACCUUUAGAGCUGGGGAAUGGGUCGGAUGCUUCUGUAGUUUUGCAUAAACGAACCGAGCUCAACACAGUGGAAGAAGAAGGCAGACCAAACGCAGAUACAGAUAGGCGAACACCAAGUAUAAGCGGCGGUCUACCCAUGCUGCUCCUUUCCGUCCUCCCGCCCGUCAUUCCGCGAGCGAGCUGGCCUUCCGCUGAGGCCUGCAGAGGAAGAAACUCCGUCAGCUUCAGCUCCCAACCGAAGCUGAACAGAAAAUCACAACCGAGCAUCGACUUGUACAACCUAUGCUUAAACAAACGCGAAGAAAACCACGGAUUUCUCAGAAGACUCCGAAGUUUCUUCGGAAGCAGGACAUCCAGUAGAAAAGCUUCAGCGAUCUCCAUAGCGGAUCCGACUGGACAAAGCAUUGCUUCAGCUUUAAAAAUGCACGUGGGUAUGAUUGCGGGGCUCAUGCCCAGCAGGAAACAUUCAAUGGUGCUCUCUUGCAAUACCUUACACGUCCCACAUCCAGAGCUGAAAUUACGAAGGGAAUCGUUCGCGAGAAGUGGCCCUAUCAUACGGGUAACUGAUGAUGAGCCAACAUGCUCGAGAUAUGAGCUUAAUAGCUCGAAAAACGUAUCAGAUAGCCUAUCCUCUGGGACGCAAAAAUACGUGGCUGAGCCAGAAACUAAAGUCAAUUUCGUUUUACCCACAACGCAUAGACGACCAAUGUCUCAUCAAAGUUCGUGCGAGAGGUUUAAAGGAUCUCCGAGGUUUCCUCACAGGAUAGCGCCGACUACUACAAGUUUAACCGCUUUGAAUAAGAGAAAGACAAGUGCGGAUAGCGUUUUUCACAUAUCUGAUACUGUUUUCGAUGAACAAAGACGGUAUAGCCAUCAGAAUGUAUGUAACAGAGAAGAUAAAGGGAAGGAUGUACUGGAGAGUAGGUGGAGGUCCACGGAGGACGCGCGACCUGGGCCUUCGACGAGAAAUUAGGAACUUUUGUCUUAAUUAGGUGUAAGUUAGUGUGUGCCAAAUAUUGUAACAAAGUAUUUUUA